AUGGCUAACAAUUUGUCUUCAUGUCUCAUAGCAGCCAUGGAUCGCCUUUGCCCCUCUUUAUCAUCUGCUGCAGACCAACAAGAACCAGCACCGGAAGAACAAGUGAAGAAAAGAUCAAGGAGAGGGAAUCAUAGUCUUUCACAUUCUUUUUCAUCAUCAUCAUCAUCACCACCAACUCAAAAACGUGAUAAGAGCAUAAAUAAUCGAUGCAAACCGCGAAAAUCCACGAGUUUUAGGAGCUUGAAAGAUUUGGAACUAGAAGAAGUGAAAGGGUUCAUGGAUCUUGGAUUUACAUUCACCAAAGAACACUUGAACCCGACCAUGAUCCGUGUUGUCCCUGGCUUGCUCAGGCUUGGAUUUGAACAAGAGAAGAAGAGAGUUGUUGUAAGACCGUAUUUAUCAGAGGCUUGGCUGAUUAAAAGACCCGAUUCUCCAUUGCUGAAUUUAAGACCAAGGGUCUAUGCGGCUGCUGAUAUGAAGAAGCAUCUCAUGUUUUGGGCUAGAAUUGUUGCAUCUGUAGUUCGGCAGGAAUCAUAGUGAACAAAAAAUCAUCAACUGUAAAAAAAUGUGUGUAAUAAAAGCAUACAUAUGAGCCGAAUGCUCUUUUUGUCACCAUUUUUAACUACUAUCUUAGGGCUGUUUGGUUUAAGUCAUAUGAGAUUUUUAUAGGAAUGUAAUCCACAUUUCCAUAUUUGAUUGGCUGAGAGUCUCAUUUCCGGUAA
Molecule: messenger RNA, 722 nt
Organism: Hibiscus syriacus
Lineage: Eukaryota; Viridiplantae; Streptophyta; Magnoliopsida; Malvales; Malvaceae
Exons: 3
Coding region: 1-537 (178 amino acids)
Source: RefSeq, a predicted model, not a curated record